AUGGAGAACAGGAACAAUGUGACAGAGUUUGUUCUACUGGGGCUCACACCGAAUCCAAAGAUGCAGAAAGUCAUAUUUGCUGCUUUUUUGGUCAUCUAUAUCAUCACUAUGGUAGGAAAUAUGCUCAUCGUGGUCACCGUUACUACCAGUUCAUUACUGGAAUCCCGCAUGUACUUUUUCCUAGCUUAUCUCUCCUUUAUUGAUGCCUCUUAUUCUUCCGUCAAUACUCCCAAGUUGAUCGUAGAUUCACUCCAUGAACGUAAAACUAUCCUAUUCAAUGGAUGCAUCACCCAAAUCUUUGGGGAAUAUUUCUUUGGAGGAGCUGAGGGCAUCCUUCUUACUGUGAUGGCCUAUGACCGUUUUGUGGCCAUCUGCAAGCCCUUGCACUAUACAACCAUCAUGAAUCGGUGAGUGUGUGGACUUCUAGUGGCAGUGGUGUGGGUGGGAGGCUUUCUUCACGCAACCAUACAGAUCCUCUUCAUCUUCCGCUUGCCCUUCUGUGGCCCUAACGUCAUAGACCACUUUAUGUGUGACCUGAACCCUUUGCUCAAUCUUGCCUGCACUGAUACCAACACUCUCGGGCUCUUUGUCGCUGCCAACAGUGGCUUCAUCUGCCUGUUAAACUUCCUCCUUUUGAUGGUCUCCUAUGUGGUCAUCUUGCGCUCCCUAAGGACCCAUAGCUUAGAGGCGAGGUGCAAGGCUCUGUCCACCUGUGUCUCCCACAUCACCGUGGUCAUCUUAUUCUUUGUGCCUUGUGUAUUUGUGUACAUGAGACCUGCCGCUACUUUAGCAAUUGAUAAAGCAGUUGCUUUAUUCUACACUAUCAUCACUCCCAGGUUAAAUCCCUUAAUCUAUACUUUGAGAAAUGCCCAGAUGAAAAAUGCCAUUAGGAAAUCGUGUAGUAGGAAAGAAAUUUUGGGUGAUAAAUAA
Molecule: messenger RNA, 930 nt
Organism: Dama dama (fallow deer)
Lineage: Eukaryota; Metazoa; Chordata; Mammalia; Artiodactyla; Cervidae
Product: olfactory receptor 4C46-like
Exons: 1
Biological process (GO): G protein-coupled receptor signaling pathway
Cellular component (GO): membrane
Molecular function (GO): olfactory receptor activity; G protein-coupled receptor activity
Source: RefSeq, a predicted model, not a curated record